Messenger RNA from Pelagomonas calceolata, 981 nucleotides. NCBI's taxonomy places the organism in Eukaryota, Pelagophyceae, Pelagomonadales, Pelagomonadaceae. The record is from the annotation of a GenBank genome assembly.
AUGAAAGGCCUCGUCGCCGGCUACGCCUCGUCCGGCGACGAGGCGUCGUCGUCGGACGACGAGCCCGCCAAGCCCCCGCGCGCCGCCGUGCGCGAGGGUCCGCGCGCGGGCCGGCGCGAGUCGCGGUGGGCGAUCCAGGCGCGCGCGAUCCUGCCGCCCGACAUCCGGGCGGCGCUCGAGGGCGGCGCGGCCUGGAGCGACGACGACGACGGCGCGGCGCCGGCGGCGGCCGCCGCGGCGCCCGCGAAGGUGCGCGGCGGCGCGCGCGGCCACGCGCUCCUCGCGGCGCUGCCGGCGCCGGAGCACGCGACGCCCGCGCCGCCGGAGCCGCUGCCGCCGCCGGCGCCGGCGCCGCCGCCGGCCACCGCCGCCGACUCGGACGACGACUCGGACGGCGGCCCGCCCGCCGGGGGCGCGUUCUUCGCGCUCCCCGCGCGGGGCCGCGCGCGCCGCGCGGCGGCGGCGCCCGUCGCCGUCGCCGCGGCGCCGCCCGUGGGCCCGCCCGCGGGCCCGCUCGCGGGCCCGCGGCGGUCGCGCGCGCCGCCGCCGCUCGCGGCCAGCCCCUACGCGGCGCCGCCCGCGCCGCCGCCGCCGCCCGCGCCGCCCGCGCGGUCGGCCGCGCGCCGUAGAAGGGACGCCGAGGCCGCGCUCGCCAAGGGCGACGUCGCCGCCUUCGCGCAGCUCCAGGGCGCGCAGGGCGUCGUCGUCGCCGACGUCGCGCCGCGCGUCGAGACGCGGUCCGCGGACGAGCUCCUCGCCGCCUCGGAGCGCCGGGCCCCCGAGGUCUCCAUCGCGGCGGCCUUCUACAACACGCAGACCGGCCAGACGACGACGACGACGCGCCCGACGAAGACGCAGAAGCGCAAGCACCAGAUCAACUCGCUGGCCAUCGCCGCGGCCGAGCGAGAGCUCGAGCUCAUGGAGAAGCGCGGCCGGGCGACCAAGACGAAGGCCGAGACGAACGCGAAGUACGGCUGGUAA